GGCAGGGGAGUAUUGUGUCCAAGUGAAAGCUCAGGGGGAGUUCUGGGCAGGCAGAACCUCAUUGCCCCGGGUGGAGUUUGGCCAGGAUGCUGCAAACGAUGCCCAGGUGACACCAACGAGUGCUGCGGGCUCAGAUGUUGUCAGACAUUUCAAAGGCAGCACCUCCCUGGCUCUGGGCAGGGGAAGGAGCUUGACUCUGUCUUGGAGCUGAAGCCCCACAGCCACUUUUGGUAACAGCAGCACUUGCCUGGAGAGGUCUCCCAUCCAACUGCCAGCUUUUGCACACUUUUUGAUGUCUCACACCAGGUCACGCUCGUUACGGCUGCAGAAGGUCAAAGGGGGUGUCUGAAAUGCCACUUGCUGGGGAUUGGAACUGAAGUGGUUGUCUGAACAUGUCCCAGAAGGAUCCCUGCCAGAAGCAAGCCUGCGAGAUACAGAAGUGCUUGCAAGUGAACAACUACCUGGAGUCCAAGUGUGAGAGUGUGCUGCGGGAGAUGCGGAGGUGCUGCGCCCGCUACCCCAAGGGCAGAUCCAUCUGCUGUUCAGGCUUUGAGAAGGAAGAAAGGGAGAAAGAAAAGCUGAAGGUGACUUCAGAAGGAAUCCCCUCACCACCUCAGUAACACAAUGCAGCUUCAGCAGGUGCCAGAGCAGGGACUCUGCCGCAGAGCUUGUGUGUGCUUUUGCAGGCCAGGCAGAUAGCUCCCAGAACACCCCUCCCCCCGGCACACCAAAAAGUACCAACUCAUGGCCUGCUCAACAGACUUGAUUUCUUUUGUACCAAAAUGUCAUCUGUAUUGUCUUGGCAUUUGUACCUGUGUCUGUGAAAAGUCAACUUGGUAUUUGUAGAGUGCUCACCUUACUCUAACCUCUCCUUGCUCUCACAAUGGGGAACUGGAACCGAGUGAUUCUAGCUUCUGGAGCAAGAGGUACAGGAAACGAGCUGAGAAGAGUUGAGUUUGAAGUGCAACACAGGAAACAAGCCCAUUCUGACACAGCAGAAGGUCUCACUGCCCUCAGUGCAGUAGUCCCAGACAACAUUGGCCUGUCCAGUGGUUCAAGCUCAAGCGUGGGAAUCGGGUCAGGGGGUUGUUGCCGGGUCUUGCAGAGAUCAGGAGUGACUCAAGUCACUUUGCCCAAGUGCCUCACUUUCCCACUGGACAGGCUCCUGUUUACUUUCUGUUUGAAUUGCCUCCACGCUGCUAUUUGCAUGACAAAGAUGUUACAGGCACAUUCUUUCAGGGAUUGCUACAGGGUUAGGGGUGUUUUUUAAAGAGCAAAAGCAAUAUUCAUUUGGGAGAUCUGACUGUUGCAACAUUUCCAAACGUUGGGAUCACUGAACACCUUGAAGCAAUAUGUUAUGAACCCAGCAUAGUUCCACCUGCUGGCACCCAGAGGCCCUGGGCUAGAUCCAAGAACUGAUGUAGGUGCUGCUUUACUGAACAAGCAGUUGUAGGCACUUGCUUUCAACACAGCAGUUCCAGGCUCCCUCCCCAAGCCGCUGUGGCUGCAGCCCGGGGAGAGGCGGCUUCUCAGAAGCUCUCACCUGUGCAGCACAAUUUCCUGUGACCUGUAGGAAGAGCUCAGCAGACAGGUUCCUGCAUCACCCUUCAGAGCUGCCUCAGUCUCUGUGUCCUCUGUAGCAGGAGUCCAGGCACCUCAGUGGGUGCCAAGUCCAUUUCAGGGCCUAGGCACCUAUUCAAACCCACUAGGCCCCUAACUCUGUCAUUAGAUCUAGCCAUAAAGGACUCUUGUGCUGUGAUCAAGUACACCUUCCUUAUGAGAUACAGCUCCUAGAAACAAACCACUGUAGCCUAGGCACAAUAGGGGAGUGUAUUGAAGCCCAGAAGGGCAAAACCAUCUGUAUUCACCGCUCUGAGACACCGUGGUACAAAAUAAA
Colius striatus (speckled mousebird) is the source of this 1897-nucleotide messenger RNA. RefSeq names its product C-X9-C motif containing 4 (gene CMC4). Gene Ontology annotation, cellular component: mitochondrial intermembrane space. The record is from RefSeq and is a predicted model, not a curated record. The transcript is spliced from 3 exons. The coding region runs from base 393 to 620 and encodes 75 amino acids. NCBI's taxonomy places the organism in Eukaryota, Metazoa, Chordata, Aves, Coliiformes, Coliidae.